Alnus glutinosa is the source of this 2297-nucleotide messenger RNA. Its product is annotated as probable protein phosphatase 2C 15. Lineage: Eukaryota; Viridiplantae; Streptophyta; Magnoliopsida; Fagales; Betulaceae. The transcript is spliced from 9 exons. Gene Ontology annotation, molecular function: protein serine/threonine phosphatase activity. Bases 767 to 2059 code for a protein of 430 amino acids. Gene Ontology annotation, biological process: protein dephosphorylation. The record is from RefSeq and is a predicted model, not a curated record.
UUAAAAAGUGUGGCUUUUUUUUUUUCUGGGGAAGAAGAGGGGUUUGCGAAACCGACUUUCAGAAAUGUGGGAUUGAGGACAGAUUGCUUUACAGUCAGCAAAAGCCACUUUCUGUGCUUUUUCUUUUCUUCUUUGAAUAAAAAGCUAGAUCGGUACGAGAAUUAUCCUGCCAUUUCCUUUUUCCGGGGGAAAAUUUGCCUAAGAAUUGUUUGUUUUUGUUGGGGUGUUUGGUGGAGGAAAACGUUGUGAAGCUGACCUCAGAAAUUCAAUGCCUUUUUUAUUCUCUCGGUCUCUCUGUCUCUAAAGGGAUUUUUAUUUUUUUGUUUAAUUGGAGCAUUUGGGGGAGGUGGGGGUCUUACAGUUCAUUCCUUGUCAUCAAUACGCGGUUGCGUCUCCGUAUUGAUUUUUCCUGUUGGUAUAAAAGUUGUUUAAUUUGCUUCUUCGUCUUGGUGUUGUUACUUAGUGUCGCCGUCAGAUCUGCGUUUGCCUUUGGUCGAUACGCAUUUGGACAUUCUCUUGAUCAAGUUUGAAAUCUUGAGGCUGAUUUGGAGAAGUUCGAAUUUUUGUGUUUGAAUUGGGUUUUCGUGUUAAUUAUACAAAGGAGGACACUGGGUUUGGAUAUUUAGAAAGGUUAUUGAUUCAAAGCAAUUUGCGUUUUGGUUGAGUUGGACUCUAUAUAAUCAUAGGAUCUUUGGGUAUUAGAGUUUAAUAUGCUUUUGAGACGGACACAAUAGCUUGAAGGUUUUGGGCCUAAGACUUUGUUUUCAUGGAAGAUAUGGCGUCGGGUGAAGGGAGGCGCCAUCGUCAUAAUCUUGUGCCUCUUGCUGCACUGAUCAGCAGAGAGAUGAGGAGUGAGAAGAUGGAGAAGCCCACUGUGAGAUAUGCGCAUGCGGCCCAGUCUAGGAAAGGGGAGGAUUAUUUCCUGAUUAAGACGGAUUGCCAGCGAGUCCCCGGGAAUUCAUUGUCGACAUUCUCUGUAUUUGCGAUCUUUGAUGGGCACAACGGAAAUGCUGCUGCCAUUUUUACGAGGGAGCAUUUGUUGAAUCAUGUGUUGGGUGCUAUCCCCCGCGGGCUUAGUUGUGAGGAGUGGCUUCAAGCUUUACCUCGUGCAUUGGUUGCUGGGUUUGUGAAGACUGACAAGGAAUUUCAGAGCAGAGGAGAAACAUCUGGAACCACGGCUACAUUUGUAAUAGUUGAUGGAUGGACUGUGACUGUUGCAUGUGUUGGAGACUCCCGUUGUAUUUUGGAUACUCAGGGUGGAACUGUUUCCAACUUAACUGUUGAUCAUAGACUUGAAGAGAAUGUAGAAGAGAGGGAACGUGUUACUGCAAGUGGAGGUGAAGUGGGGAGGCUUAGUAUUUUUGGGGGUGCUGAGAUUGGUCCCCUCCGUUGUUGGCCCGGGGGUUUAUGCCUUUCUAGGUCAAUUGGAGACAUGGAUGUGGGAGAGUACAUAGUGCCAAUACCAUAUGUCAAACAAGUGAAGCUAUCAAAUGCAGGUGGGAGGCUUAUACUUGCUUCUGAUGGUAUCUGGGAUGCCCUAUCAUCGGAAAUGGCUGCAAAAUCUUGUCGGGGGUUGACUGCUGAACUUGCUGCUAGACAAGUUGUGAAGGAAGCAUUAAGGACAAGGGGCUUGAAGGAUGAUACAACCUGCAUAAUUCUUGACAUAAUUCCUCCUGAUAAUUCGGUACAGCCUUCAACUCCUAAAAAGCAGAACAAGCUGAGAGCUCUAUUUUCCAGGAAGAGGUCCCAUAGUUCUGCUAAUAAGCUAUCAAAGAAGCUAUCAGCUGUAGGUAUAGUGGAAGAAUUGUUUGAAGAAGGCUCAGCAAUGCUUGCCGAAAGACUGGGAAAUGACGAGUCGACAGCCCAAUUGACAUCUGGCAUUUUCAUGUGUGCUGUAUGCCAAGUUGACCUUGCUCCAAGUGAGGGCAUCUCUGUUCAUGCUGGAGGCAUCUUCUCCACCAGCUCAACACCCUGGCAAGGGCCUUUCCUUUGUGCUGAUUGUCGCAAUAAGAAGGACGCAAUGGAAGGAAAACGCCCCAGUGGAGUUAAAGUGGCGUAGCUCCAAUACUGUUUUACUCUAUUCUUUACCUUAUAAUUCUUUUUUUUUUUUGGGUUGAAAUCUCCAUUUUCGUAGGCCAGCAAUUGUUUGAAUCUUACUACGAUGUUGCAUCAAAUGUAUAUGUAAUAUCCACAAAUAAUGUAAGAUAGUUUUAGCAUUCUAGUAAUAGAAGUUUUAAGGUGCAACUGGACUGAGUAACAGUAUGGCUUUACUGGAAACCAACUCUUUCAUUGAAUCA